AUGAAUCCGAUGGACGAAGAUCAAGAGUACGAUCCCCAGAUGAAUGAGGAAGAUGAAGGGGACGAGGAGAUUACUCAGGAGGACGCGUGGGCCGUCAUCUCCGCCUACUUCGAGGAGAAAGGUUUGGUGCGGCAGCAGCUUGACUCGUUCGAUGAGUUCAUCCAGAACACGAUGCAAGAGAUUGUGGACGAGUCGGCUGAUAUCGAAAUUCGGCCGGAGAGCCAGCAUAAUCCCGGCCAUCAGUCCGAUUUCGCUGAGACCAUUUAUAAGAUCAGCUUCGAGCAGAUAUAUUUGAGUAAGCCUAUGAUGACCGAAUCUGACGGAGAAACAGCAACACUAUUCCCUAAAGCUGCCAGGUUGAGAAACCUAACGUAUUCAGCUCCUUUGUACGUGGAUGUUUCAAAGAGGGUGAUAAAGAAGGGUCAUGAUGGUGAAGAAGUAACUGAAUCUCAGGAUUUCACCAAAGUUUUCAUUGGGAAGGUUCCUAUAAUGCUUCGGUCAAGUUUUUGCACGUUGCACCACAAUUCUGAGACAGAUCUAACGGAGCUUGGAGAGUGUCCGUUUGAUCAGGGUGGGUAUUUCAUAAUUAAUGGCAGUGAGAAAGUGCUGAUUGCCCAGGAGAAGAUGAGCACAAACCAUGUUUAUGUUUUCAAGAAAAGGCAGCCAAACAAGUAUGCAUAUGUGGCCGAAGUUCGAUCCAUGGCAGAGUCUCAAAACCGGCCUCCGAGUACCAUGUUCGUUCGGAUGCUUUCUCGGACUAGUGCUAAAGGGGGUUCAUCAGGACAGUACAUUAAGGCUACACUACCAUACAUCAGAACUGAGAUUCCAAUCAUAAUUGUGUUUCGAGCUCUGGGGUUUGUUGCUGACAAGGACAUAUUAGAGCACAUAUGUUACGAUUUCGCUGAUACACAAAUGAUGGAGUUGCUUCGUCCCUCAUUGGAAGAAGCAUUUGUUAUUCAGAAUCAACAGGUUGCUCUUGACUAUAUCGGAAAACGUGGGGCAACUGUUGGUGUUACAAGGGAGAAGAGGAUCAAGUAUGCUAGAGAUAUUCUACAAAAGGAAAUGCUUCCUCAUGUUGGAACCGCGGAAUAUUGUGAGACCAAAAAAGCGUACUAUUUUGGGUAUAUCAUCCACCGUCUUCUACUCUGUGCUCUUGGGCGGAGACCUGAAGAUGAUAGAGAUCAUUAUGGUAACAAGAGGCUUGACCUUGCUGGUCCUUUACUUGGAGGCCUCUUCAGAAUGCUGUUCAGAAAGCUGACUAGGGAUGUGAGGUCUUAUGUCCAGAAGUGUGUUGAUAAUGGGAAAGAUGUCAAUCUUCAAUUUGCCAUCAAAGCAAAAACCAUAACCAGUGGUCUUAAAUACUCGCUCGCCACAGGAAACUGGGGACAAGCGAAUGCAGCUGGCACCAGGGCUGGAGUAUCACAAGUGUUAAAUCGAUUGACCUUUGCCUCUACACUAUCUCAUCUGCGGAGGUUGAACUCCCCGAUAGGGCGUGAAGGAAAAUUGGCCAAACCAAGGCAGCUCCAUAACUCUCAAUGGGGAAUGAUGUGUCCAGCUGAGACACCUGAAGGACAGGCUUGUGGGCUAGUGAAAAAUCUUGCUUUGAUGGUGUAUAUAACCGUUGGGUCUGCACCACACCCUAUAUUGGAGUUUCUGGAAGAGUGGGGCACUGAGAACUUUGAGGAAAUAUCACCUGCUGUUAUUCCCCAAGCCACCAAGAUUUUUGUUAAUGGUUGCUGGGUAGGUAUCCAUCGAGAUCCUGAUAUGUUGGUGAAGACAUUGCGGCGACUGAGGAGGCGGGUUGAUGUCAACACCGAAGUUGGUGUUGUCAGGGAUAUCCGGUUGAAGGAGUUGCGCAUCUAUACAGAUUAUGGCCGUUGCAGUCGCCCUUUGUUCAUCGUGGAUAAACAAAGGCUUCUGAUAAGAAAGAGGGAUAUCAUUGCACUGCAGCAGAGGGAAUCUCCUGAAGAGGCUGGCUGGAUUGAUCUGGUCGCAAAAGGAUUUAUCGAAUACAUUGAUACAGAGGAAGAAGAAACAACUAUGAUCUCUAUGACUAUACAUGACCUUGUACAAGCAAGAAACAACCCAGAAGAAGCUUAUUCUGAGACUUACACACACUGUGAGAUCCAUCCAUCAUUGAUCCUAGGUGUUUGUGCCUCGAUUAUUCCAUUUCCUGACCAUAACCAGUCUCCACGUAACACUUAUCAAUCUGCUAUGGGAAAGCAAGCCAUGGGAAUUUAUGUCACCAACUACCAAUUCCGCAUGGACACAUUGGCAUAUGUUCUAUACUAUCCGCAAAAGCCACUUGUUACUACAAGAGCCAUGGAGCAUCUGCACUUUAGACAGCUUCCAGCUGGGAUUAAUGCAAUUGUGGCAAUUUCUUGCUAUUCUGGAUACAACCAGGAAGACUCUGUCAUCAUGAAUCAAUCAUCAAUUGAUCGUGGGUUCUUCAGAUCACUUUUCUUCCGUUCAUACAGGGACGAGGAGAAAAAAAUGGGAACACUGGUGAAAGAAGAUUUUGGACUUCCAGACAGGGCUAAUACCAUGGGCAUGCGGCAUGGCUCAUAUGACAAAUUGGAUGACGAUGGCCUUGCACCUCCUGGUACAAGGGUUGCUGGUGAAGAUGUUAUUAUUGGGAAGACCACUCCUAUCUCACCGGAAGAUGCCCAAGGUUCAAAUGCACGUUACACAAAGCGUGAUCACAGCAUAAGCUUACGUCACAGUGAAACCGGGAUGGUUGAUCAAGUUUUGCUGACAACAAAUGCUGAUGGGUUGAGAUUUGUGAAAGUGAGGGUGAGAUCUGUCCGGAUACCCCAAAUAGGGGACAAGUUUAGUAGUCGGCAUGGUCAGAAGGGAACGGUAGGGAUGACUUACACGCAAGAGGACAUGCCGUGGACGAUUGAAGGCAUAACGCCUGAUAUUAUUGUGAAUCCACAUGCUAUUCCCUCGCGUAUGACGAUUGGCCAGCUCAUCGAGUGCAUCAUGGGGAAGGUUGCUGCUCACAUGGGCAAGGAAGGAGAUGCUACGCCAUUUACAGAUGUCACUGUCGACAAUAUCAGUAAGGCUUUACACAAAUGUGGGUACCAAAUGCGUGGUUUCGAAACCAUGUACAAUGGCCACACUGGUAGACGGCUUACAGCCAUGAUUUUCCUUGGCCCAACUUAUUAUCAAAGGUUGAAACAUAUGGUGGACGAUAAGAUCCAUUCUCGGGGAAGAGGUCCAGUUCAGAUCCUCACAAGGCAGCCUGCUGAAGGAAGGUCGCGUGAUGGCGGUCUCCGAUUCGGUGAAAUGGAACGCGAUUGCAUGAUUGCCCAUGGAGCUGCACACUUUCUAAAGGAGAGAUUGUUUGACCAAAGUGAUGCAUAUAGGGUCCAUGUCUGUGAGCGUUGUGGACUGAUCGCCAUUGCAAAUUUGAAGAAGAAUUCAUUCGAGUGUAGAGGCUGCAAGAACAAAACCGAGAUUGUUCAGGUUCACAUUCCAUACGCUUGUAAGCUCCUGUUCCAAGAGCUCAUGUCCAUGGCCAUAGCACCGAGAAUGCUAACCAAGGACAUUCCUGCUGCGUCCAAAACCCAAAAGAAGAAAGGAGCAUAA
Linum trigynum is the source of this 3591-nucleotide messenger RNA. The record is from the annotation of a GenBank genome assembly. NCBI's taxonomy places the organism in Eukaryota, Viridiplantae, Streptophyta, Magnoliopsida, Malpighiales, Linaceae.